Molecule: messenger RNA, 2157 nt
Organism: Zerene cesonia (dogface butterfly)
Lineage: Eukaryota; Metazoa; Arthropoda; Insecta; Lepidoptera; Pieridae
Product: synaptic vesicle glycoprotein 2C-like
Exons: 14
Coding region: 220-2157 (645 amino acids)
Biological process (GO): transmembrane transport
Molecular function (GO): transmembrane transporter activity
Source: RefSeq, a predicted model, not a curated record
CGCUGACGGACCGAGUCUGACGCCUACCUUGUCUCUAGUUUUAUUUUGCUGCUUGCUUUCUUUGUGUGAUAAGUUUAUUUGUUUAUUUUGUGUGUUCUAAACUAUAAAUAACACUUUUUUGCACAAAUGAAACGCUAGUGCACUGACUCGAAAAUAUUUCGUAUGUGACAUAUCAUUUUUUUAAAAUGUGUCUCAAUAGCAUAGCAUACAGCGGGCACAAUGGAGGAGCAAGCGUGUUUGGUGCGCGCGCGCUCUGAUUCCGAGGGUUCGUCGAAGCUUGGCAGCUUUGGGUCCAUAGCACACACCAUGACAUAUACGGAGGACAGGUUGACAGGUGCAGAAGGCGGCGGUGAGCCUGGCAACACCAGCAACAUAGCUUCCGUACCACCAGACAAUAACGACGCCAAUGAUAGUGGGGAGCUGCUGGACUACAACGACUCAAGUGUUCUAGAGCAGUUCCACGAGGAUGCUUUGAGACAGGCGGGCUGCGGCUUGUCGCAAGCGCGCGUGAUGCUGGCCGUGGGGUUGUCGGUCAUCGGGUCGGCGUUGGAAAUGUCCUCCAUACCGUUUGUGUUGCCAUCCGCCGAGAUUGAAUUAUGCGUGUUGCCGCAUGAGAAAAAUUGGUUGGUGAUGAUCAGCAUAAUGGGCGGGUCGCUGGGCGCGGUGGGGUGGGGCGCGCUCGCCGAGCGGCUCGGGCGGCGGCGCGCGCUGCUGUCCGCGCUCGCGGUCAACGCGGUGUUCGCCGCCAUCGCCGCCUUCAUGCCCACGUAUGGGACGUUCAUGAUGGCCAGAUUCUGUUCAGCAAUCGGAUCCGGCGGCAUAAUACCCACCGGCUACAUCUACUGCAGCGAAAUGAUAUCCCGGAGCCGGCGGAUCCUCGCCCUGGCGAUGUUCCCGGCUUGCAUGGGCAUCGGGAUCCUGAUAGCGGCCGGGUUGGCCCGGGCGAUACUGCCCUUCACCGGGGCGGAGGCACUCAUUGAGAAUAAGGAGCAUUUUAGCGCGUGGCAUCGAUACCUCCUCCUGUGCAUGCUGCCCUUGCUCGCGUCGCUCAUCAGUCUCAUAUGGACGCAGGAGUCCCCGAGAUACCUGCUGGAUGUCGGUCGCGAGGUGGACGCCAUGAUGGUGUAUCAGAGCAUACACAGCGGUAACCAGGUGCGUUUGUGUGGGAAGUCCAAUUUGACGAGUGACUCUGAAUACCGGCUCGGGGAACUGUCUCUACCGGGGAAAAGGAGGCCACCGGCGCUACACCAUGUUAGGCAUAGCGUUAAAAUGUUUUGGCAGACAUUUUUUCAACUAUUCUCAAGUACGUAUAGGAGUACCACGCUGUCCCUUGGUGGGACAUUGAUGUUUUCUAUGGCUAUAUCGUUCUACCUAUCCGCCUACGUGCCGGCGACGGUACAAGAAAUGGAGAACGAAGCGUUCGCGCUGUCAAAGCGGACGGUCGUCAACGUCACAUACGAGAACGAGCACUACAACGCGACACUGGAGAACAUCGACUUCACGGACGUCACGUUCAGGAACGUCACGUUCAGGGACAUGCUGAUGUCGCACGUCGGCUUCUUCAAUUGCUCGUUCGUGAACGUGGCGUUUUCGAACAUUAAAACCUCGUACACGAGCUUCAAGGGGUCCCUGUUCGUGAACACCACGAUGAUAGACACGGACAUGGAGGUGGGUCGCGAGCUGGACGCGGCGUGCGUGCUGGUGGGCAGCUCGGUGCGCGGCGUGCGCGGCGGCUGCGCCUCGCGCGCCGACCUCGCCGGCUCGCUGCGCGCCGCGCUGCACGAGCAGACGUUCGGCGCACACGCAGCCUUGUUGGCGGCUCCGCUGACAGCCACGCCGCUAUGGGCGAGGCCAUUAGUUGUCCUCUGUAGCGCUCUGUUAUUGCUCUCUCCGUCUAUAUACUUCGCGCAGAUAGAGACGGCGCUAUACGUGGUCGAGGCGGCGUAUAGGCUCAUAGUGACGGUGAUUUUCUUCACAAUAAGCAUAAAGGUCGUCGAUGCGUACCCGGCUAACUUGAGGUGCACGGCGCUGGGGCUGGUGCUGGCGGGCGCGUACAUGUGCGGCACCGCGGCGCGCGGCGCGCCCGCCGCCCCGCCGCCCGCCAGCGCCGCGCUCGCCGCCGCCGCCGCCGCCGCCGCGCUCGCCGCGCGCGCCUAG